UGCAGCAGAUGCAUCAACACAGCUGCAUCCGGUUGCACUGCUGCACAGAAUUUAGCUGCUAUUUCUUUUUUCUGCGGCUUUCUUUCACUCUAACCGACCCUAGAGAAUGUACCCAUUUACGUUAGACGCCUUAACGUCUUAUUUAACCAUAAAGUGAAACAUGGUGCCGUUGAAGAGAAGGAAAGUCUCCUCAGGUGCUGGGAAAACUGGGGAUACUUGGAGUGGAGUACCUGCCAAAUUCCCUCAGGUGCUUUUAUUCCUGUUGGAAAGGAAAAUGGGAGCCAGUCGAAGAGCAUUUCUCUCUCAGCUCGGUCAAAAGAAAGGAUUUCAGGUGGAGGAGUUGUUCAGUGAGAGCGUCACACAUGUGAUUUCUGAGAAUAACUCUGGAGAUGAGGUCAGGAUGUGGCUAGGCUCACAGAUUGGAGGUCAGUGCAGGACACCAGCUCUCCUUCUGGACAUCAGCUGGUACACAGAGAGCAUGAAGGAGGGACAUCCUGUUGAAAUCCUGGACAGACAUAAACUACAGGAGCAACAGGUUGAUGAAUCGAAGGAGGUGGAGAGUAUCGUACCGAGCUACGCCUGUCAGAGAAGGACCACUCUGGAGAACCACAACACCGUCUUCACUGAUGCGCUGUCUCUCCUGGCUGAAAGCGCUGAGCUCAGUGACGAGGACGGACGAGGCGUUGCGUUCCGACGAGCCGCCGCCGUGCUGAAGGCUCUCCACAGCCCGGUGACAGACCUGCUGCAGCUCAGAGGGCUGCCCUGUCUCGGAGGACAUUCACUCAGAGUCAUCAAAGACGUUUUGGAAAAUGGAGCAUCCAGUGAAGUGGAGUGUACAAAGCAGUCGGAGCGGUUUAAGGCACUGAAGGUGUUAACGGGUAUUUUUGGGGUUGGAUCAAAAACAGCCGAGAGAUGGAUCAGAGAGGGGAUACACAGCCUUCCUCAGUUACAGGACUCCGCACACACACUCAAUAGAGCUCAACAAGCAGGUCUGGAGCACUAUGAUGACCUCAACCAGCCGGUCACUAAGGCAGAGGGUGACGCCAUCGGAGAGAUUGUGGCUAAAGCUGUCAUGUCUGUGUUGCCAGGGGUACAGAUUACUCUGAUAGGAGGUUUCAGGAGAGGGAAGCUGACAGGCCAUGAUGUGGACUUCCUGAUAACACACCCAGAGGAGGGCAGAGAGGUGGGGCUGAUGCCUAAAGUCGUGUCCUGGUUGGAAUCAAAGGGUUUCUUGUUGUACCAGAAAACUACAAGAAACUCUUACCUGGAGUCAAAGGACGGUCCUGCUCGGCCUUCCUCCAACAUGGACCGCUUCGAGAGGUGUUUCUCCAUCUUUAAACUGCCUGAGGAUGCGAAACAAGGAACAACACAAACAGAGACACUGACAGAAGAUACACCUGAGGACACGUGUCGUCUUACAACCCCCUCGUUGGUUAAAGAUGAAGGAAGUGAGUCGACAAAACGUGCCAAUCUCAAACCAUGGAGAGCGGUCAGAGUGGACCUGGUGGUGUCGCCCAUCAGCCAGUUUGCUUUUGCUCUGCUGGGCUGGACCGGAUCAAAGUUGUUUGAGAGAGAGCUGCGACGCUGGGCGGGGCACGAGAAGGCCAUGUCUCUGAGCAGCCACGCUCUGUACGAUAACACACAGAGCAAGUACCUGAGAGCUUCAUCAGAGGAGGAGAUUUUUGCUCAUCUCGGUCUGGAGUACAUCCCUCCGUCAGAGAGAAACGCCUGACCGGAGCUGAGGAUGUCCUGCAGGAGGAACCAGCAGGUACCAUGUGAGGGUCAUACCUGCGGAGAGUGGGGGGGUUAAUGCAGUAUCAGCUGGUGGUUCAGCCCCAAAAGACAGAACUGCCCGGGGCUCUAUUGAUGCAGUCAUGUUGCUUCAGGAUCCAUGAUUAUUAGGUAACUAAAUCCAUGACUGAUUCCAAAAUAAUACCAUUUUAUAACUAUAAGAUUUUAGAUCUCUGAAAAGCUACCAUCAACUAUUUUAUCCACGGUUACCACAAUCGAAGCGUUUGAAAACGCAAGAAGAUGGAAUAUGAAAAAUAUGAUGAAGGAAUGCUGAACAUUUUCCCUCAUAACUUUUUACCGGAUUAAAAAUGUAACUUUUUUGUUCGUCAACGCGGAAUUUUGUGUGCGGAAUCCUCAGUGUUGUCCUCCCGCUGCUCCGCUGAACUGGCCUCUAAAAAUGCAUGAGAGUAGCUGCGUUUUUAUGGCCUUUUAUUGGCUUUUUUUGCCCUGUUUGCACAUUAAUAUGAACUGAAUUCCAGAAAUUGAAUUUUGAAGCAAUAUUUGCACUGUAGGGAACCUGUGUUAGUGGACUAGUCAACUCGGCUUAGACUAAUACAGUGUAGUACAGCAGUCCUUUAAUAAAUCACCUACGAAGGCAAUGCUUUUCAGUUUGUGUUAAAACGGUUUUAGAGAGAUGUUUAUUCAACGUUAUGAUCAUUUUGGAUGCAUUUUGUUUUAGCUGUAGUUCUGGCAAAGGAGUGAAGGCAUCCUCAAUUAAAAUGUUUGAAAAUGAUAUAUAAUAAAUGCUCUGAUCUUGCUGCUUGCUGAAGAAGGUAUUUGUUAUAAGCUGCUGAACUUUACAAUCUGUUCUUAAUACAAAUCCAAUGAAAAGACAACAAUGUGAACCUCAUGGUGGCGCUAGAGGAAAAGUCAGGGGCUGCUUCCUCAAUAACAUGUUAUUUAAAUGCAUGAGAUAGUUUGGUCUGGACCAAAUGGGUCGACCAAGUGACUAAUAUAGGGGAGUUUUUAUAUAAUUUAAUUUUCUCAAAAGAACGAAGAAAGGUGCUCCUGUUCCAUAAAGACAGAUAUGGUUAAUGCAGUCAAAGUGUGAUGGGAAUACAUCUGCAGCCCAGCUGAAGAUAAUGUUAAAAAAGAAACAGGAUAACAGUUUGACCUGAUCAAACACCAACAGAGCUGAACAUCGAAACACGCUAUCUGUCGUUUGACAAGGAAAUACAGAUUCCAAGAUUUCUUUUCUUUCAUAUCUGUACAACUCGUGUUCUUCUUAUACAGAGUGACAGGAUAUUUUACCAUCCUGUCUUUGUAAAGUGUUCAAGGAACAUUUCCCCACAGACACACCUGUGUGCUACUGAUCUGUAUUCUACAACGUCUGUUCCAAAAGAAAGCCACACAGCAGAGAGACCACAAGUGAUCUCCGGGAAAAGAACAGGAAGUCAGUGACAAUAUAUUUUUAAAAAAAUGUUAUGCUGCUUCAUACUGCUACUCAACUUCAUAUCAGGGGGAAUAUUAUCUUUACUACACAACCUUUUUCUAAAGCUACAGUCACUGGCAUCGUUUGAGUUAAUAUGGAGAUUUUACAUUAAGAAACCUGCUUUUAAAAUACAACAUACAUAUAAAGAAUAAGCCAGUGGUUCCCAAACGUUUAGAGUGUGAUGAUAUGUCUAUGAUUUGUUAACAGAGAGUCAGACAGUCAGAAAUCAGCGAGGUGGAGUAACCGUUCAAUAAAGGACAAAAUGUGAAUACAAAUGUAUCAUAUCUUCUCUCUUCUCAUUAACCAACUUCUGAUCCCUCAGAUUUAACUGGUGACCCUCUAGGUUGAAAACAUUUGAACUAAACUAGCUAACUUGUAGUCAAAGUAGUUAAAACUAGCUGACCAGAGCCGCUACAACUGAGAAAUGUUAAUCUAAAAUGUAUUCAUCUAACGUCACAUAAAACCAGUCACAAGAAGUACUUUACUGCAGAAUGAGUACAUUUACUGCGGAUAUUUCAGGGAUAUUGUUGUGAAAAUACUUAUAUAUAUAUAUGUAUACCUACGGCGAGUUUAAAGGCAGGACUUUCACUUUUAUCCGCAUACUUUUAAAUAGCAGUAUUGUUACUUUAACUUUAAUAAAGGAUCUGAGUAAUUUUUCCACCACUGAGUUCCUUACAUUGUUU
Molecule: messenger RNA, 3906 nt
Organism: Notothenia coriiceps (black rockcod)
Lineage: Eukaryota; Metazoa; Chordata; Actinopteri; Perciformes; Nototheniidae
Gene: polm
Product: polymerase (DNA directed), mu
Exons: 11
Coding region: 161-1732 (523 amino acids)
Biological process (GO): double-strand break repair via nonhomologous end joining
Cellular component (GO): nucleus
Molecular function (GO): DNA binding; DNA-directed DNA polymerase activity
Source: RefSeq, a predicted model, not a curated record